Lobosporangium transversale is the source of this 3369-nucleotide messenger RNA. RefSeq lists its product as hypothetical. The coding region runs from base 1 to 3369 and encodes 1122 amino acids. Lineage: Eukaryota; Fungi; Mortierellomycota; Mortierellomycetes; Mortierellales; Mortierellaceae. The transcript has 6 exons. The record is from RefSeq and is a predicted model, not a curated record.
AUGCAUCGGGCUCCAGGGAAAUAUGAAUUAAACAUUCGAAAGUCUUCAGCUGCAACUAGGGCAUCAGCAUCUGCUUCAGCGACGCACAGAGAUAUUACCUCAGUUGGGUCAUUCACAGGAGCCCGUAUGACAUCAAUACACCCAAUGAGCUAUAUGUCAACAUCUUUUAUACGUGAAGAGACAGAGCAGGACUUGAAGCUGUCGCGACAGUCGCGACGUGCAUUAUCCAUACUCUCUGAUGCAACCACGCGUGACAUCAAUACAGUAAUACCAUUAAGCAAAACCCGACCUUCAGCCACCGUGAAAGCUGCUACGGGGACAACAAGAAGUGACCAUAGGAGUGCUCAUACAACUAAUUCGAGUGAAGACGCCUUUUGGAAUCCACCUGCACCGCCGAAAUCACUCAGACAUGGUGCAGCUACUUUAUUCUCAGGUAUCAGCCCUCAGGAAAAAGCCACAUCAAGCAUAUUUGAUUUACGACCGAAUAUCCGAACGCGUUCUCCAGAAAGAAAACCAACUCAGUCAUCGUGUGGACUCGUCCUAACCAGAGUAUUACCAACAAAUACUAACACAGGCUCGCCUUUCAAGUCAAGGUUGUUUCCAAUGGCUGGAACAUCGGCAUCAUCGUCGUCACAGAGCAAUGGAGCUUUAACAAACAGCUCUGUCUCAAAAGACAGCGAAAAUCUUUUAGUUACGGCAUCGACUAGUUUCAACCAUCCUUCUUCGACUUUAAACGAGUCACCUAAGACUGAUUCUCCACAAUUCGUGCAACAAAUGGACAACUAUGGGAAUCAAAGCUACUGUGAAGAGUCAGAUGUUGGUAUAGUAGAUGAGGUCCCACCCCAGAAAAAACCGUAUGGCGUUAGUGCUUUGGACUUUGCAAGGAAAUCCAUAAUGCAAAGUGCCGCUGUUUCGCCACAAAAUGCCAUCAGGAAGAUUAACCGAGUGGCAGCAACGAGCGAGGGUGUACCAUCUCUCAUAGAUCUACUGACAGCAACAGAUGCCGAGGAUUUAGAACAAUCUCAAUUACAUACUUGGCAACAAAAAGAUGCGUCGCAACGGAAUUCUGCAAAACCAAACAGAGCUUUCAUGUUGCGAACAGAUCCACUACCACCGCUCCGCAAGGAUACGGCACCGUCAGCAUCAAAAUCUUUUAUACCCAAUAUUCCAGGUGAUCCAGACUCUAUUGAAAAUAACAUGGAGGAUUUAGUAUCGAGACCUAACCUCGAAGAAAAACAGAUCCGAACAAAGAAAGACGCUCCUGAGGCGACAGAGAUCACUAAGCAGGAGAACGGGCUCACAAGAGACACAGUAAUGCUUGACCUAAGAGCGCCGAGCACGACACCCACUGGACCGGGGGUUGAUAACAAUAGUACUUCCCCUCUCCUUUCGUUACGAGCAAGCACAAUGCGCAAACCAGCACCAUAUACCCCUCCAACAAUCAACGAACGAGCGAUGUUACGUUCCAGUCGCAUGUCUGGAUUCCGCGCCAGAGGUCUAGAUCCAAAAGUCUUUAUGAGUGCAGGGGAUUUAGGGGUCCCGAGAAUUCAAAAAAGGCCUCUCACUGUGCCUGUGUCUCCAGUUUUCAGCAAAAUGCACGGUAAAUCUCGGGCUAUGGAGGAAUCCGGGCCAGCUAGGAGCCCUUUUUUUGAACCCAAGACCACAUUCAGAGCUAAAGUUAAUAGCCCCGUUGUUGACCACUUUAAAAGGACAGGACCAAUAAGACCGCAACUGCGUAAUAACAACAUUGCCACGCUCAAAAAGCCAGAGGCAUCAUUAAGCGCAGUAAACACUAGCUCACAAACCCAGUCUACAGGUCAGGAGUACGCUGACUUGAAUAAUGUUCCUACUAGUACUAGUGAUGCUAGAUCAAUUAAUACUGAGAUAGCUACCCAAUUCCGGUCCGAAGCUGCCAGCCAACCAAAUCUGGAUGCGAUAGCCGAUAUUGAUAACGGAUCAAAUUACGAGGGUAGAGUAAGCAGAGUUUAUGAAGGGCCUAGUCCAGUGGAGAGUCUUUCAUCGAAAGCCAUCUUUGAACAACCAGAUGACCAGCUCUUGGAUGGCCAAUCCACAAGAGCAACAGCUGGGAGCCGUCUUCACGGCCCGUCGUUUUCUCGUCGUCCUUUGACGCAGCCAAUUCCGUUUAAAUUUGCUACAGAUGAGAUCCUCAGGCGGCGCCAUAUCAUGUUUCAACCUCGAGCUACACCGGGUCUAGGAACAACGAAUGAGGGUUCUUCAAAAACGGUAGAAGAUAACAGAAUGAAGACUGCAGAGGUUUUAAAGCGACGGCUACCUCCACUGGUGAAAACGCCUAACAGUCCCGUUCCUUUCCAAUUUAUGACCCAACGACGUGCGGAAGCACAUAUCCAACAACAGCAACAACAAAGUCAUCAUCAUCAAGAUGAUGGCGGAGCACAUAUUAAUGCUCAUACGACGGUCACCAGAAGGCCUAGUCGACUUGCUGGGCUCUUGCCACUUCGUUCAACAACACGCGUAGAUGGGGCCUCAUCUAAUGCAAAGGCUUCACGAUUUAGGCGUACUGUACCUAUUUCACCAGAACUAGGCCGCCGAGCCCAUGUAAAGGCUCUUAAACCCGCUCGUGCUAAGGAAAGGGAAGCAUUUGAUCAAUCAGUUAGGAGACGAGAAGAGGAAUUAGCGGCACUAAAUCAGCGGGAACUCAAACUGCGCAAAGGUCGGGAGCAGGGUAGUGAUAGUCGACAGAACCUCGAGAGGCCGUCUCAAACGCACUCUAUCAAUCAUUCUCGACCGAUUACAAUUCAUAGGCCGGUCAAACCGCUGACAGAGCCUGUGAGCCCCAUGAUUGGGGAGAAGCGCAAGAGGUAUGAGAUGGAGCAGCAACGGCAUCCGUUUGAAAAGAGAAGGCAGCUAGAACCCACGAACGUUGGACAAGAUAGUCUCCGUCAACCACCUAGCUUCGGCGUAUCAGCUUUGAGGCUUCGGGGUAGUGGCGAAACAGGUUAUCGCAAACGUUUGAGUAACAGCCCAAGCCGCACUAAUAGCAGCACUAAUAGCAGCACUAAGGAUGUAAGCGAAAGUGGGCGUUUAAGCUCUGAAGGGAUAUCAGCAGGCCAAGGUGGAUACUACCCAUUUAUACGAUCUCUAGCGCCAACUGCGCCCACUGUUGAAUCAGCAGCUAUGCCUUUAUCGAAGUCAGCAGAGCCGGAACCGGGAAAUCGGCGAAGAAGUGGAAGCUUUAUCCCGUUAGCUCCAGUCCAAAUGGCAACAAGAAAUUCACCAACACAGGCAUCCAGACCGCAAGGAGCUACGACGUCGGCACCGUCUGCUCAAUUGAACCGUCCGAAAGGACCAAUUGUGAUUAACCACACACUCACACUGAAUGACCUUUGA